UUUAGUGCCAUAGCAUGAGCCUGAGUCUGUAGACUCAGGAUGUGAGAUUCACUGCUGUAGGGGUUUUUUGUUUGUUUGUUUUGCAGUGUAGAUAGAUGUUCCCUCAGAGAGAGGAACUACAAGAAGCAGUCAGGCUCCUAUGGAAAGUCCUGAAGUAGGAUCUGCAAGAAGUAGGGAACUCUAGUGACUGGUACACUGUCAGAGGGACUCCAAGGAAGACAGCCUGGAAGUCAGUGCUCUAACAAAGCAGGGAAAAACUUAAAGAUAGACCAGAAGGAGCUGAGAAAUUGGGCUGAGAACAUCCCUGGGGGGGGGGUGAGGGGUGGAAUAACCUUUUGUUUGUUUCGACAUUUAGUUGGACUUGUUACCCCAGAAGAAGUUAAAUUUAAGUUUCUUGUCCAGAAUGCUAAGCCAGUUUGUCUAUGCCAACCCAUUAGGUGAAGGCAGAGGGGUCCCACCUUUGGAGGAAACUGAGAAACUCUUCAAGUGCGGAUGGGAAGCACCCCACAAAUAGUGUCACUGAAUGAUAACAUCUUCAUACCAUGCACGAUCUCUGGGUACAAGACAGAAGAACUGGAUAUCAAGAAUGUGGGAGUUACCUGGUAUCUUAAGCCUCCAAGAGCAGACCAAAAAGAGGAAGUAUUCACAUUUCUGACUGGAGAACAUUUUCCUCGUAGAAAUGGGGCCAAUAUGUCUGACAGUGACCUGAGAAGAGGAAAUGCUGCACUCUUUCUACCACAGAUACAGUUUAAGGAAGCAGGAACAUAUACCUGCCACGUUACUGUAACCCCUUUUGAUGCUCAGGGAACAGCUGUUUUAGAGGUAGUUGCUCAACCAACUGUCAGCCUGUCUCCAAAAGAAGUUAUAAUAGAAAGUGACAAGGAGAAGACUCUGUCAUGUGAAGUCAAUAAGUUCUAUCCAAAUUUGGUUGACAUUAAGUGGAUGAAGAUUUCAAAGAAUAACCAGGACAGUAGCGUAGCAGCAGAGGAUAUCUGCACAGGAGCCUCUGUAGAAAAUGAAGACGGCACAUUUAAUGUCACUAGUAAAUUAAGGCUGCAACCGUCUUUGCAAGAUAAUGGAAAUGUCUAUAGAUGUAUUGUGAGUCACAAAACAUUUCCUGACGAUUUACUUCUCAAUAGCGUCUUGACUGUCACAGCCCCCAGGUCCGAUUCAAGCAUUUUAAUUGGAGUGAUCAUUGGAACAAUAAUAGCCUGUAUUAUUGUGCUCGGUUUGGGAGUUUUCGUGUACGAUAAGUGUUUUAAGAAAAUUCCACCAACAAUAAUGGCAUUCAUAGGGAAUGUGGAAAUGAAACAUUUAGAAGACACUUCUUUGUAUUGUCAAUUUUCCGGCUUUCGUCCAAAACCUAUAACCGUAGCUUUUUUUCUGAAAAAGUAUCAACAAGAACAAAAGGAGACAAUUUACUAUUGGAACAGUGAAAAGGAUGACAUUCAACGAGAUGAGGAAAGUGCUGCUCUCCUGUCUACGUCAAAGAAUUUUCAGUUUCAGAUAUACUUGAAGUCACUAGAUAAUGGCACUUUUGAAGUUCCAUGCAUCAUUCAUAUAUCUCCAAACGUGCAUGAGCUAAACAAGGCAGAGAUUUCUCUUGAAAUUAUACACGAGGCCCUUCAGCAACGUCCUGCUAUGGCAAUAACGGAAUUGAAGGUCAUAGCCGUGCCAGUGUUGGAUCCAAUCCUGUGUUCUACAGAUGUGCCAAGACCAGAUGAGCCUAUAACUUUGACUUGCAGAAUUCAUUCUUUUUUCCCUGAAACAAUUGAUUUGGCUUGGUAUAAAGAUGGUGAUGAAGUGCCAGAGGAACCCUUCAUUAGUGAUGUGACAAGGGGACCAGAUGGACUUUUCUUCUGCACCAGUAGUUUAAUAUUACAUCUUGGAGUUGAGGACACUGGAAGGAGCUUCAUAUGCAAAGCUAAACUUAAAGGCUCACACCAGUAUAAAGAAUCUUCUUGGAAGCUGGAAAAUUUGAUAUUUACUCCAAAAGUCUCAAAUAUUGUAUGUGAGCCCAGUAUCCCCGAGAGUGGGGAGGCCGUCACAUUAUCUUGCCAGGUGACAGAUUACCACCCAGCACAGUGUCAGGUGCGCUGGAUAAGAGGCUUUGAAGAACUCACCGAGGCUGCAAUUAAAACCCAGGACCCUCAACUUGAUACAGCAACAAACCUGUUCCACAGAGUAAGCCAGGUGACAUUUACACCUGAACCUGAGGACCAUGCAGUGGAGUUCACUAUUGAAGUCAUCCAUUGCAACAGAAGUACAAAGAAGUCCCAUCCCCUCAUGUUAAAAGGUUUCCCAAAAAUUACAAGUAUUGUUCUUAGUCCAAAUGAUGUGGAGUAUGGAAAACCCCUUUCUCUGACCUGCAAAAUCAUGGAUUUCUAUCCCAACGAUAUUCAAGUGCGGUGGUUUCAGGAGAACAAUGAAAUCAAGAAGGGUUCAUCAGUACAAGAGCCAAAGCAGGAUACAAGGGGCCUUUUCUGCACAUCUUCUGAUCUUCAGCUAAUACCCUCUGCUCGAGAUUAUGGCAGAAAGAUUGGUGUAAUGGUGAUGCACAAGACUCUGACAAAGCCCAUUAGAAAAAAUGUGUAUCUAAAACUCCCAGCAAAGUCUCCUGCCGUUUCCAAGAUUAGAGCAACACCCACAUCACCGAAGGUCAAUGAGACUGUCUGUCUUGAAGUUUCCAUAUCAGAUUUUGCGCCAGAAAAUAUAAAAGUUGCAUGGUAUAAAGACUGGUCAGAGUUACCUAAAGACAACCAUAACAUAGAUACUCAAAUUGGAAAAAAUGGUUUAUGUUUCUCUACAUUGAAAACACAAUUUACUACUAAUGCAUCUGAUAAUGGAAAAAUGUUCAGAUGUGAGGUUAUUCAUCCAGCAACAAACUCCUGCACAGAGAAAAGGUUUACAUUGAAACUUGAUGAUUUUUCUACCAGCACUGGAGAUAUCCAGUCAGAGUGUGUAAAUCAGAACUACACAUUGAGCCCUAGACCCAUCAGUCAAGAGAUUAACACCCUGAAGAUAGAAUGCAUUACUAGCAACCCAAAGGCUGGGGAGGAUGUGACACUUCGCUGUUUUGUACAUGGAUGGACUACAGAGAGUGCCUAUGUUUCCUGGUUUAAGGGAAAAUACCCCAUUGAAGACAGAAUAGAGAACACAGACUGUGAGAAUGAGUCUGGUUUUAUUACUUCUGUAACUUUUAAACCUGAAGAACAGGACAAAGAAUGCAAGAUCAGAUGUGAGGUUUCUAACGAUGAGGAAUCUUUUGAGGAUUCAUACAUUUUAAAACUUGCAUAAUCUCCCUUCAGUGAAGAAUGUGGCCAUCAAACAGCAACUCUAUUUCAGUGCUUCAAGGGUUCAGUGAACAGUUACCUCAUUUUUUAAAAAAAACCUCUUUCAGGAAUUAAAACUUUAUCAGCGUAUACAAAUACACUACUCGGGAGAACCAGGGUUUGAGAAAAUAUGGACUGUUCAGGACCCAAGUUCUUCCGCAGGAUUGAAGUUAUCUAGACCACUUUUUCCCCAUCUCGAGUAUUUUUUACUUCAAUUUCUUGGCCAGAGACUGUAAUGAUCCUAUGAUAAAAGAACGAAGGAAAAUGGUUUUAACACCAACAGAGUGAAUCCUUAAUUAAAAUGCAUAUUCACCAAGACUUGGAAAAAAAUAUGAAUUUUUUUUUAAACUUUAUUAGUAUCUUGGAAGGUUUUAUUAUAGCAAUAGGGAAACAUAGUCUGGGAGUGAAUUUGAAGAAAAUCUCUUGGCUAAAACUAAAGGGCAACUACUUGUAUGUACAUUCCUACAUAAAGAUAUUUUCACUGUA
Messenger RNA from Trachemys scripta elegans, 3818 nucleotides. RefSeq lists its product as uncharacterized. The record is from RefSeq and is a predicted model, not a curated record. The coding region runs from base 493 to 3297 and encodes 934 amino acids. Lineage: Eukaryota; Metazoa; Chordata; Testudines; Emydidae. The transcript has 11 exons.